Molecule: messenger RNA, 1287 nt
Organism: Capsella rubella
Lineage: Eukaryota; Viridiplantae; Streptophyta; Magnoliopsida; Brassicales; Brassicaceae
Product: pentatricopeptide repeat-containing protein At1g10270-like
Exons: 1
Coding region: 1-1287 (428 amino acids)
Cellular component (GO): chloroplast
Molecular function (GO): protein binding
Source: RefSeq, a predicted model, not a curated record
AUGUUUCUCUGUCGUCGGCUCGUCCUCACUGGCAGUGCCUACCACAAUUCCUUUCGUAGCUUAUCCUCCGUCGUCAAGAAAGAUCCGUCCUUGUACAACUUGGAUUACCGACCAAAGGCUUUACAAGCGCGAGUUGAUUUCCUGAUCGGCUUGGGAGACCUGGACACGGCGGCCAAGCACGCGCGCCUGGCUGGCAAAGCCUCGGCGGGCUAUGAAGACUUAAUCUGCGUCAAACAUACGUGCCAAGCAAUAAUCGGCGCCUUGUGCGAAGCCAAGAGGUACAAAGAUGCCUUGGACCUGUUCCAUUAUUUAUACCGCGAUUCCAAGGUUGUACGUUUUGAUGGGUACUUCAAUGAUAUCAUCAGACUCCACCUGGACCAAGGCCGUUUGGACGACGCUCUUAACCUCUACGACCCCUCACGGGCCAAUGUCGUUACGGAAUCCCUCAUCUCCAAAGGUUUGGUCGACGCCGGGAGACUAGCCGAAGCCAUGUAUCUAUUUAAGUCUUCCAGUUCGACCUCGAAUAUGCACAUGCUCCUGUUUGAGAGGACUUUGCUUCAGGGGGAUGUUGAAAAAGCCAAUGAGGAAUUGAGAGAAGCCAUGGAUCGAUUAAAGCCGACAAAGUAUACCUGUAUGACCUCGCGUGUGUGCAUGCACCUGUUGGAGGGGGUGUUGCGUCAAGGGGAUGUUGAAAAGGCCAAUGAGGUAUUGGGCUAUCAAUUGGGGAGAGCUCAUGUGAGUGGUGUUGGAUAUGACGAUGUUGCGAUUUUUCGCUACACAUACAUGAAGUAUUGGUUCGAGCAAGGUAAGGAGGAGAAAGCUAUGGAUUGCUACAGUCUUUUGGAGUUGGGAAAACUUAAGGAAGCCCCUGCUGUCAACGCAAUUUUGCUCCUUUUUCUCAAGUAUGGCAAGAAAAACGAAGCUUGGUCCUUACUCGACCAGGUUUUGCAUAGCCAGGAGAUGCACAAUAUGAAUGACUAUACGCUCAAUAUCAUGGUGACCGAGUGUUUCAAAAUAGGUCGGUUUGACCGGGCUAUCCAAAUUUUCCACAAGGUGAAAGCAUUAAAGCUCAAGAACCCAGAUGUUACGUGUUACAGAAACAUUAUCACAAGGCUUAACAGGCAGGGCAUAUUGUUUGAGGCAGAGCACUUGUUUGAAGAAAUGUGCUCUGACAGAUUGAUCAGACCUGAUGUUUCUACAUACACAGCGAUGAUCUCUGCAUAUCUAAAAGCUGGGAGAACCGAGGAUGCCUGCGACUCUCUAACAAGAUGGUUGAUGCAUUUCUAG